Molecule: messenger RNA, 2212 nt
Organism: Culicoides brevitarsis
Lineage: Eukaryota; Metazoa; Arthropoda; Insecta; Diptera; Ceratopogonidae
Gene: TAF1C-like
Exons: 4
Coding region: 118-2181 (687 amino acids)
Source: RefSeq, a predicted model, not a curated record
CAUCAAAUGACAAGUCGGGAAAUCGUUUUCAAGCAAAAAAGACUUAUUUAUUAAAGGUUUCCUAUUUUAUUUUCAACAUAGCUGAAACUAAAGUUUUAUAUUUUAGUGUGAAUCAAUAUGCCAGCACAGAGAAAGACGAAAAGUAUUGACAAACGUAUUCACUUAGGUAGAUGGAUAACGGGUCGUCACAAUUUGUAUCCCGGAUUAAAUCUUUCAAAAUUUUUUGAAAGUUCAAUAGAAAGCACACGAGAUGGACCUUUUCCAUAUUUUUUGGACUACCCUCAGCCAUUAAGUGAUGCUUGUAUUCCGUUGACACGAGAGUGGAAGGAUAUCGGGAGCGAUAUUGUCGAGCGAUCUUCAGGAUACUUCAAAGAACUUAAUUUUGUAAAAGAGAAAAUGAUGUGUAACAAAAAGUUGUGUCGUCUGUGGAAUGUUAGACUCAAACAAAGAGGUUUGUCAACAAAUGGAGAUGGCCCAUUCAACAUUUAUCCCGUUGAAUUACUGGAAUAUGCCAAGCUGUUAGAGCUUAAUCCAGAGCCCGAAUUUAUUGGUGGUUAUAAUUGGUAUCUUACAGGAGGCAGUCUGUCUGUAGUUAGAAAUAAUGAUAAAAACUACAUAGUAAGACCAUUUGGAGAAGAAUUAAACCAUUUAGAAAUCAUACCAGUCAAUAAGAAAGGAAAACAUAUGUCAAUUAAUAAAGCAACUAAAAUAGAUCUCAGUAAGGGAGGCCCAAUUCAUGAGGUUUCCACAAAAACUAUUGGAAAAGAUCUUAUUGUGAUGGUACGCUCUAAACGUAACAUUGGCCUGUUGCAACAGUCUUCCGAGACAACUUUAAGUAAUUUCGAAUCGAAAGUGCCUUAUGUAAGUUGUGACCUGACUUCUGAGGAUAGGCAUUUGGCAACGACGAAUACAGAUAAACAGUUUCGAGUUUACGAUCUUAGUACGCAACAAACUCUAAACAAAUUUGAUCUGGAUUAUUUGUCAUCACUUCUUUAUGAUAACUGGUCGUGUGUCAAACGCUUUCAGUCGAAUAGUUAUAUCUACGCCGACCGGCGAAACCUUAGACCACUAGACAUACGAACUAAAGUAAUAGGAUCUUAUCUAAAUGUAGGAGAAUAUGGAGAAAUUUGUGAUCAUAUAAGUUGCAUUGCUCCUAGUCAGCGAUAUGAGCAUCUCAUUUAUGUUGGAUCAUCGCAUCGACUGUUCGCCAUAGAUUUAAGAAACUUUUCCGGAACAAUAAAUGAGCAAAAUAUGACACUUUCAUGGACACAUAUGAUGAAUUUGCCUCCAUGUAUGGUAAAAACAACUGCAAUAGACAAUUCGGAAAUCAUUUUGGCAUCUAGCAAUUUGACUGGAGAUGCAAGGAUAUUUCUCACAGACUUUAACAGCGAGUAUAAAAAUUUGUAUCUUCCAUUAAAGAUACCAAGUAUUAUUGAUUCACUCCAAGUAGCCAAAGACAAUUUCAUAUGUCUCAAUCCUGUAUCAUCAGUUAACCGACGAGUGCGUCUUUGUCAAACUGGUAUGGAUUUUAUGACAAAUAGUAGCGAUAGAACUAUUUCAAUUAUUAGUCAAAAUAGCAUUUGCGACGUAUUUAAACAAAACGUUAUGAGAGAAAAGAUCGACGAUAUAUCUAUUGUGUGUGAAAAAAUGAAGAACUGGGCAGAAAUGGUAGAUGACACAGAAAUUCUACCAGAAACAAAAGAAUUCGGAGCAACAGCAGUAAUAUACAAAAAAGACAUGGUUAGAGUCCUCAAGUCAACACGACUUACAAGACCAAACAAGCUCGAAGAAGAAGUUGAAGCGGCAAAACCCAAGCAACGUCCCCGAUGGCAACAAAGUAUCACAAAACUGUCAAACUACAAAGACGCUCUAGUUGAGAGCAUAAUGGAAGUGUGGGAUCUUCCGAUAGACGAUAAGGAUUUGUUGGAUCUUCCGAAGGAUGAACCUGAACCACUAGAUAUCAAAAUUCAGGCGUGGCUCGCUAAAUCACAAUCCAAGACCGACACUUAUCUCGAAUUCGACGAAAAGUGUCAAGAGCCUGGUAUGGAACUUACUCUUGCAGACUCAAAAGAUUCUAAUGAAAUCCAAACACCAACUCAACAAGAUGCAUGUCCCAUUAAGACCCAAGUGACUCCGGCAAAGACAAAAUCUAAAAAAAAGAAACAUGUAAUGGGAUUCUAAGCUCAAUCAGGUUUCAAAAAUAAACAAUACA